Molecule: messenger RNA, 741 nt
Organism: Bathycoccus prasinos
Lineage: Eukaryota; Viridiplantae; Chlorophyta; Mamiellophyceae; Mamiellales; Bathycoccaceae
Exons: 2
Coding region: 1-741 (246 amino acids)
Biological process (GO): translation
Cellular component (GO): ribosome
Molecular function (GO): structural constituent of ribosome
Source: RefSeq, a predicted model, not a curated record
AUGAAGCUCAACAUCGCGAACCCAGCCACUGGCUGCCAAAAGAAGAUUGAAAUCACGGAUGAAAACAAGCUCCGCGUGUUUUACGACAAGCGCAUCUCCGCCGAAGUCGAAGCCGAUUCGUUAGGCGACGAGUGGAAAGGCUACAUCUUUAAAAUCAUGGGCGGCAACGACAAGCAAGGCUUCGGGAUGAAGCAAGGCGUGUUGACGAACCAACGCGUCUUUCUCUUACAAGUGAGAGGCACGCAAGGCUUCCAAGGCCACGGCAGAAGAAAAGGCGAGCGUCGCCGAAAGGCGUGCAGAGGGUGCAUCGUUUCGCAAGACAUUUCGGUGUUGAACGUCGCCAUCGUCAAGCAAGGCGACGCGGACGUGCCGGGUUUGACCGACACCGAAGUGCCGAGAAUGCGCGGUCCGAAGAGAGCGUCGAAGAUUCGCAAGUUGUUUGCGUUGUCCAAGGAAGACUCUGUCUUUCCGUACGUCAACUCCAUGAGAAGAGAGUUUGAAUCAGCCACGGGAAAGAAGAAAUCCAAGGCGCAAAAAGUGCAAAGAGUCGUCACUCCGUUGACGUUGCAAAGAAAGAGAGCGAGAGCCGCGGUGAAGAAGGCGAAGAUUGCCAAGUCCAAGGCUGAAGCUGGGGAGUACCACAAAUUGUUGCAAAUGCGAAUCAAGGAGCAGAGAGAACGACGAUCGGAGUCCAUCGCGAAGAGACGCGCGAGCUCCGUCGCCAAAAAAGCUGCCGCGUAA